CACAGUUCGUCGUCAGCGUUUUUAGUCACAUCAAGGAUCCAGGCUGCGAGCACACUGCGUAAAGAUGGAUUCGACUUUGCUCUUUUGCGUCUUCGUUGCAGUUUUUGCAUUUUCACCGUCGGCGACGGGACUACAGCUGCGGGAUGACCAAACAGAUGACGCUAACGGUAUCGAAACAACAACAGAUCUUAACCAAACCAUUUUGGACACUUUGGAAGAAAAAGUUAUGGAAGCCCUCUAUAAGAUUAGCAAUAAGGCAAUAGAAAGUGUUAAAAAGGCCCAGGAUAAAGUUGACAAACUUGGUGAUGAAGCUCUGGAAAUAGCCGCUAAAUUACAUAAAGAAACCGACCAGGUUGACCGCAUCCAGAAGUCAAUGAAUGAGGCAACCAAACAGAUCGACAAACAGAAUGAUGAGGUCAUUCAGUUAGAAGAAAAAUAUGAGGUAUCACUUCAGUCACUGAGGAACACGACUGCUGAUCUUUCAGCGUCCAAACAAAAGAUAAAGGAAGUUCGGGAAGAAAUCCAAAAUUUAGAGGAGCUUUGCCCAUCUAUCUGCAAACGUUCAACGGACCUCCACCCACGUUUCUCAGAAGUCAAAAUUGACAAGGCAGAAUCGAGUAGCUUUUUGCGAUCACCCAGUAGUAGAACACUGCGUGCAAUAUUAGAUAAUGGGUUCAAACACAACCAACAAAGUAAUAAUGUGAAACUUCGACGUCUUAGACGUGGAAGGAUUAGAGAAUGGAUAGAGGAAAGAAGAGAGGGAAUUCGAGAGAAAGCUAGAGAAAUCCGAGAAAAUAUUGCAGAAAGGAUUCGAGAGAAAGGUAGAGAAAUCAGGGAAAAUAUUGAAGAGAAGAGAGAGUGGUUGAAAGAAAAGGCGUUAGAGGGUCUCGAAUGGGCGAGAGAAAAAAUAGCUAAAAAGAAAAGGAAUGUUUCGAAACGUGCCUUAUGCAAUGAUAAAGAUGCAGCGAGGCAACAAUGCAGAGAAGAAUUGGCAAUUGCAAAGACUACAAUGGAAGAACUAGAAGCAAAUCUCCCCGUGUUACAGACGGCUGUAGAUGCUGCAAUGAAAAUAGCAAAAGCCGAUGAAAAUUUAUUGAAUGCUGCAAAAAGGACUCUAACGGAUCUUGAAGAUUCGAUGAAACGCUUGUCUGAUUCACUAACUGACGCUGAGAGUGCCGUGGAUGAUCUUUCGGAAAAAGAAGAACAAGCAAGAAUUGCGUUUGAUGCUGCAAGCAAGAUCUAUGAAAAAAUUAGGAAUCUUGAAAGAUUCGGGAUUGAAGUUGGAUCAAAGAUAAACGAAGUUGGACUCGAUGGUAUUAUUGUGAUAAAGAGGAUACGUCUCGUGAAACAAGCCAAAGCAGACAGCAGAGAACUCGAAGGAACCGCCGUUGCUUCGUUUUUUGGUGGACCCGACCAGAGCUUUUUGUUGCGGGUGAGAUUGUUCGAAAUUGAAAAGAUGGUCGAUGACUUGGUCGAGAAAGUGAAAGAAGCAAUGAAGAUGUUGCCCAUAUCUAAAAACUGAACUUGCAAUUUAUUGUAAUGACAAAUUAUUUAGUUGCAUAAUACAAGAUUUCACUACA
Owenia fusiformis is the source of this 1580-nucleotide messenger RNA. The record is from the annotation of a GenBank genome assembly. NCBI's taxonomy places the organism in Eukaryota, Metazoa, Annelida, Polychaeta, Sabellida, Oweniidae.